AUGGAGCCCCGGGCAGCCGCGGCGGGCUCGCCCGAGCCGGCGGCGGCGGCGGCGUCCUCGUUUCAGGCCCGGUUCUGGAAGAACCUGCAGCUGGGGGUGGGCAAGAGCAAGGGCGGCGGGGCCGCGCGCGCGGGGGGCCCUGAGCGCCGCACUGCGGACACCCCGUCGCCCUCCCCGCCGCCCCCCGGGGGCCGGCGGGAUGCCCCGGCCGGCUUGGGUGGCGCGGGCAGCCGCUGGAGCGGCUUCAAGAAACGGAAGCAAGUGCUGGACCGCGUCUUCUCCUCCUCGCAGCCCAACCUGUGCUGCUCGUCGCCGGAGCCUCUGGAGCCCGGCGGCACCGGCCGGGCCGAGCCGGGGUCCACGCUGCGCCGCCGGAUCCGCGGGCAUCUGCUUCCCGUGGGGAAGGGGCCGGGGGCCGCCGCCGCCGCUGGAGCGACUCCUCCCGGCGGACGCUCCCCAGACUCGGCUCCCUCUUCGUCCUCCGCCUCAUCCUCGCUGUCCUCCUCGCCCCAGCCGCCCCCGAGGGGGGACCGCGCCCGGGAUGAGGGCGCGCGGCGUCGGGGCACCGCGGCGCACUUGUGCCAUCAGAAGAGUUCCUCGCUGCCGGGCACCGCCUGCUUGGAGCAGCUGCUGGAGCCGCCGCCGCUGCCGCCUCGCGCUGAGCCAGCCCAGAGCCCCGCGGAGCCGCGGACCCCGGAGAAGGGCCCGGAGCUCGGCAGCCGCGGGAAAAUAAAUACUGCUGGCACCAGUAAUGCAGAUGUCCCUUUGGCUGAGCCCGGAAUGUACCAAUUGGACAUCACAUUAAGAAGGGGUCAAAGUUUAGCUGCCCGAGAUCGAGGAGGGACUAGUGAUCCAUACGUGAAGUUUAAAAUUGGAAGAAAAGAAGUUUUUAGAAGUAAAAUAAUACACAAGAACCUCAAUCCUGUGUGGGAGGAGAAAGCUUGCCUUCUUGUUGAUCAUCUUAGGGAACCAUUAUAUAUAAAGGUGUUUGACUAUGACUUUGGACUGCAGGAUGACUUUAUGGGCUCAGCCUUUCUGGAUCUCACACAAUUGGAGUUAAACAGGCCCACGGAUGUGACCUUAACACUGAAAGAUCCCCAUUAUCCUGACCAUGAUCUUGGAAUCAUUUUGCUCUCAGUCGUCCUUACCCCUAAAGAAGGAGAACACGUGACAAUGCUAAUGAGGAAGAGUUGGAAAAGAUCAAGUAAGGAACUCUCAGAAAACGAAGUGCUUGGAUCUUAUUUCUCUGUGAAGUCUUUCUUUUGGAGGACAUGUGGCAGGCCUGCUCUUCCUGUCCUGGGCUUCUGCAAAGCAGAGCUUCAGAGUGCUCAUUACCAAAAUGCACAAUUCCAGACUCAAAGUUUACGUCUGUCAGACGUACACAGAAAAUCACACCUGUGGAGAGGAAUCGUCAGCAUCACAUUGAUUGAAGGGCGAGACCUCAAGGCGAUGGAUUCAAACGGGUUGAGUGACCCCUAUGUGAAGUUCCGACUUGGGCAUCAAAAGUACAAGAGCAAGAUUAUGCCCAAAACACUGAAUCCUCAGUGGAGGGAACAAUUUGAUUUUCAUCUCUAUGAAGAAAGAGGAGGGAUCAUUGAUAUCACUGCCUGGGACAAAGAUGCUGGGAAAAGGGACGACUUUAUUGGCAGGUGCCAGAUUGACCUGUCGGCUCUCAGUAGGGAGCAGACACACAAGCUGGAGUUGCAGCUGGAAGAAGGGGAAGGGCACCUGGUAUUGCUGGUCACCCUGACAGCUUCGGCCACUGUCAGCAUCUCUGACCUCUCCGUCAACUCCCUGGAGGACCAGAAAGAACGCCAGGAAAUACUGAAGCGAUAUAGCCCAUUGCGGAUAUUUCACAACCUGAAAGAUGUGGGCUUCCUCCAAGUGAAAGUCAUCAGAGCAGAAGGGUUAAUGGCUGCUGACGUCACAGGUAAAAGUGACCCGUUUUGUGUGGUUGAGCUGAACAAUGAUAGGCUGCUAACACAUACUGUCUACAAAAAUCUGAACCCUGAGUGGAACAAAGUCUUCACAUUCAACAUUAAAGAUAUCCAUUCAGUUCUUGAAGUGACAGUUUAUGAUGAAGAUCGGGAUCGAAGUGCUGACUUUCUGGGCAAAGUUGCUAUACCCUUGCUGUCCUUUCAGCAGCUGGGGGUCAAAGGUCACCGAGGGAGUGUAUUCAGUGGAGACCGCGAGACAGACGGCUGUCAUGUCCUUUUCCCGCAGAUUCAAAAUGGUGAACAGAAAGCCUACGUCUUGAAAAACAAGCAGCUGACAGGGCCAACAAAGGGGGUCAUCUAUCUUGAAAUAGAUGUGAUUUUUAAUGCUGUGAAAGCCAGCUUACGAACAUUAAUACCCAAAGAACAGAAGUACAUUGAAGAGGAAAACAGACUCUCUAAACAGCUGCUGCUAAGGAACUUUAUCAGAACGAAGCGUUGUGUCAUGGUGCUCGUAAAUGCUGCAUACUAUGUUAAUAGUUGCUUUGACUGGGAUUCACCCCCAAGGAGCCUCGCUGCUUUUGUGCUCUUUCUCUUUGUCGUCUGGAACUUUGAGCUCUACAUGAUACCACUGGUUUUGUUGUUACUGCUGACAUGGAACUACUUCUUGAUAAUAUCAGGGAAAGAUAACAGGCAACGCGAUACAGUCGUGGAGGACAUGUUGGAGGACGAGGAAGAAGAUGAUGACAAAGAUGACAAGGACAGUGAAAAAAAGGGAUUUAUAAAUAAAAUUUAUGCCAUCCAGGAGGUAUGUAUCAGUGUCCAGAACAUCCUAGAUGAAGUGGCUUCCUUUGGCGAAAGGAUAAAGAAUACUUUCAACUGGACCGUCCCAUUCUUAAGCUGGCUGGCCAUUGUAGCCCUCUGUGCGUUCACAGUCAUCCUGUACUUCAUUCCGCUGAGAUACAUUGUCCUUGUCUGGGGAAUCAAUAAAUUCACAAAAAAGCUUCGGAAUCCGUAUGCAAUUGAUAACAAUGAACUACUCGAUUUCCUUUCCAGAGUCCCUUCAGAUGUGCAAGUGGUGCAAUACCAAGAACUGAAACCAGAUCCUUCUCAUAGCCCAUGUAAAAGGAAGAAAAACAAUCUUGGCUAG
Molecule: messenger RNA, 3084 nt
Organism: Budorcas taxicolor (takin)
Lineage: Eukaryota; Metazoa; Chordata; Mammalia; Artiodactyla; Bovidae
Gene: MCTP1
Product: multiple C2 and transmembrane domain containing 1
Exons: 23
Coding region: 1-3084 (1027 amino acids)
Biological process (GO): regulation of neurotransmitter secretion
Cellular component (GO): synaptic vesicle membrane
Molecular function (GO): calcium ion binding
Source: RefSeq, a predicted model, not a curated record